GGCUUAUUUGUUUUGUUAUUGUCUUUAGGCUGGUAUGCAUAUUUAUGGAAGAGCAUCAGCUAGAGGAAAACGAGUCCAGUCCAACAUGGGAGCCAAGAACCACGGAGUCGUAUUGCAUGAUGCAAAUGUGGAUGCUACACUAAAUGCUCUAGUUGCUGCUGGGUUUGGUGCUGCAGGACAAAGGUGCAUGGCGUUGAGCACAGUGGUCUUCGUUGGAGAUUCAAAUCCAUGGGAAGAAAAGUUAGUUGAGCGAGCCAAGGCCCUUAAAGUAAAUAUCGGAACAGAUCCUGAAGCAGACCUUGGUCCAGUCAUCAGUAAGCAGGCAAAGGAACGAAUAUGCAAAUUGGUUCAAAGUGGCAUUAACAGUGGUGCCAAAGUAUUGCUGGAUGGAAGAGCUAUUAAGGUACCAGGAUAUGAACAAGGUAACUUUGUUGGCCCCACUAUCUUGUCUGAUGUAACUGCUGACAUGGAAUGUUAUAAGGAAGAGAUCUUUGGCCCUGUCCUCAUUUGCAUGAAGGCUGACAGUUUAGAAGAAGCCAUAAACAUAGUCAACAGAAAUAAAUACGGGAAUGGUGCGGCUCUUUUUACUACAUCCGGUGUAGCUGCAAGGAAAUUCCAGACUGAGAUAGAGGCAGGCCAGGUGUCCUACUCUGUUGCUUCAUAUAUUUCACUUAACUAAAUGAUAUUGCAAAAUUGAAAAGGAUGGUUUAUAAGAGCAUCUCCAAGAGACUCUUUAAACAUGAAAUACUUUCUAUUUUAAAGAAUUAACCUUUAAAAUCAUGCUCCAAGGGACUCUUUAAAUUAACAUUUUAAUUUAGAGAGUGGGUUUGACUCUCCAAAUUGUCUUUAUAAUUAAAUGCAUUCAAAGUUUUUCGAUUUUCAAUGUAGGAAAAU
Olea europaea var. sylvestris is the source of this 894-nucleotide messenger RNA. Its product is annotated as methylmalonate-semialdehyde dehydrogenase [acylating], mitochondrial-like. Lineage: Eukaryota; Viridiplantae; Streptophyta; Magnoliopsida; Lamiales; Oleaceae. The record is from RefSeq and is a predicted model, not a curated record. The coding region runs from base 35 to 679 and encodes 214 amino acids. The transcript has 8 exons. Gene Ontology annotation, molecular function: methylmalonate-semialdehyde dehydrogenase (acylating, NAD+) activity; malonate-semialdehyde dehydrogenase (acetylating, [NAD(P)+]) activity. Gene Ontology annotation, biological process: thymine catabolic process; L-valine catabolic process. Gene Ontology annotation, cellular component: mitochondrion.